This is a messenger RNA of Spodoptera frugiperda (fall armyworm), 2407 nucleotides long. It is a transcript of the gene Mnr, whose product is annotated as keratin, type I cytoskeletal 9-like. The record is from RefSeq and is a predicted model, not a curated record. The coding region runs from base 175 to 1182 and encodes 335 amino acids. NCBI's taxonomy places the organism in Eukaryota, Metazoa, Arthropoda, Insecta, Lepidoptera, Noctuidae. The transcript is spliced from 4 exons.
AUGAAAUUCGUAAUACGAUUCUACGUUUACGUCAAAAAGUGAAUAUAUUAUUGACCUUGUUCGCGGAACAUACAGACUGGUUUGUGUUGUGUUGAAAAAAAGUAGUUUUAAUAUUAGUUAUUUCUGUGAGAUCAAACAGGACAUUACAGCGAGAACAAAAACACAAGGUUGAUCAUGGAUUGGAAGACGGUGAUCUGCGCUUUUGCAUUAGUUUACUAUGCUGAUGGGUUCUCAAAAUAUGGACGAACCUGCAAGGAUAUCGGAUGCCUCAACAGCGAGGUGUGCGUGCUGGCCGAGGACCCGUGUACCUUCGGUCACACCAGCAACUGCGGCACAUACCCGACCUGCAAGAAGAAGUCUCAAGUAGAGGGAUCGCACGUGGAACCAGCCAAGCCACCUGCACCCAAGCCUCCUACAAGAGACUUCGACAGUCCUCCAAACUACAACCCACCUGCCCCUCCCCCAAGUGAUACGUCCAGCGGUGGCCAUUCACCUUACGGAGGCAAUUCGCCCUAUGGAGGGAACUCACAUAGCGGUGGCAACUCACCCUAUGGUGGAAGCUCACCCUACGGCGGAAACUCACCUUACGGAGGAAACUCACCCUACGGCGGGAACUCACCCUAUGGUGGCAGUUCACCAUAUGGAGGCAGUUCUCCCUACGGCGGCGGAAGCAAUAAUCGCGGAGGAUCACCUUAUGGCGGUAGUUCACCUUAUGGAGGAAACUCGCCUUACGGCGGCUCUUCUGGUGGUGGUAGCAACCCAUAUGGGGGUAGCAACCCAUAUGGAGGCUCGCACUCUAGCUCCGGCGGCUUCGGCAGCGGUGGUAGCGGCAGCCCCAUCGACAGUAUUCUGAACACUUUGAACAAAUACGCCAACGGCGGAGGCGGCAGCGCUGGAGGCAGUAACGGCGGCGGUCUAUCCAAUGUCUUUGGAAACCUUCUCGGUAAUUUAUCAAAGAACGGAGGUUUAUCCAACUUUUUCAACACUAGGCCGAUCAUGGAGAAUCCAAAUUACUCCUCGUACAGUUCGAAUUCGAGGAGUUCUAACCCCCAAUCUUACCCAUCAGGAUCUCAGCCCGCGUAUCAGCCACCGACUCAGAACAAGAAUUACGGACAAAGUUAUGCGCACCAUAACGCGGCGACCACCCGCAAGCCCGUCCACUAUGGAUGGAACGUUAGGUAAAAUGAUUUCCAAGUCAUUGUAGUUUUCGAGUGGCGCCUCUGGUUACUUUCUUUGCCCUGCACAAGCAUUGCUUACAAAUCCUUUGCACAUACAUAUUAAUUUCCGUUAGCUUUGUUACUAAUUUACUUUGCCAAUUAUUUUCCGCUGCACAGUAACUUUGUAUUUAAAAUUCGUGCAAACCUAAUUUUACUGCAAUUUUUAACAAUUAAUUCUAUUAUAAGAACAAAUUAUCAUAUACACUGAAGGAACAAAUCAUUCAGAACUAAUAAUCACAAUUAAUGUCACAGAACAAAGAAAUGGUAAAUGCAUACUCAUAUUUGUAAAUAGACAAUGAAUCUCAGAAAUAUGUACCUAUGCCUAUAUACUGUAAAUAUGGUGGAGGCUAAUUUCUUCUGAUUGACAGGACAGCCAGAUUUUCCAGAUAACUUGGUUUAACAAAACAUUGCAUGAAUAAACUGGAGUAUCGGUGAGGUAUGAUUGUACCCAUCUCUAUGAGGCUGUAACUUGUUACAUUGUAAUUCUACGUAUAGGAUAUACGCACAUAUUUUUAAUUUUGCUGUAUGAUCUGUAUUUUUCGCGCUAAGCUAUUAAUAUAAGAAUACUCAUGUAUAUUUAAUUUAUUGCUGAUUCGAAUAGAAAAAGUUUUGUUGGGUUACAAUCGGAAACUUUAUCUACUAAAAAUAUUUGUCAUGCAACUCCUAAACGCCUGUACCGUUUUUAAUAAGAUUUUUUACUCCAAAGUUUGUACCCAACAAAGAGCUUUCUACAUCAGAUCUACUCAUUACGCAUCACAAAUAUAAGUGCCAUUUCUAAUACUGUUAUAUUGUAUUUCCUUUCAGUGUGACAGUGGUCUUGACGUACCUGAUACAGCAAUAUAUCCAGAGUAUGAUUCGUAAUUAAUUAUAUUUCUUUGUUUAACUUUUAAGUAUAUAACAUAUAAUGUUUUAAGAGGUUCAGUGUUGUUAAACAUGUAUUUUUAAAUAAGCUUUUAAAUGAAUACAUAUUCAUGUUGUUGAGUGCUACUGAUAUACGUCAAUUUAUAUAAAACACUUGUUAAAUGAAUUGAUUGAUCGUCUUAUGUCGCUUUGGCGUUCAACGGGUAAAGCAUUUGUGAUAAACAUUUAUCUAUGAAAGCAGUAACAUUUAAACAUAGACGUUUAUUUAAGACAUACUAGAGAUGUAUUUAAAACUUUAUGUAUAUUUACAAUAAAACACAUUUUCCAAU